Drosophila gunungcola (fruit fly) is the source of this 4310-nucleotide messenger RNA. RefSeq names its product FHIP family protein GG24907. The transcript is spliced from 7 exons. The coding region runs from base 656 to 3805 and encodes 1049 amino acids. NCBI's taxonomy places the organism in Eukaryota, Metazoa, Arthropoda, Insecta, Diptera, Drosophilidae. The record is from RefSeq and is a predicted model, not a curated record.
GAUACAUCGAUAUUAUUCGUUAGCAGUUGCACAUAUCUAACUUUCUAUUUCCGUGCAGAUAAAAUUGUAAAUAUUUACUCAAAAUUGCACUCGAAUACCAAAAAAAAUAGUGAAAAAUUAUGCAAUAGAGUGUGGAUUUGUUGUCGUCCCACUUGUUAAAAACAAAAACUGCCACAAAUGCACCGAAUUCGAGCUGCAAAAACGCGAUUUUAAUCCGCAAAUCUGCGGAAGUGUUGGUACAAGCACUUAAUUUGUAUUUGUGAUUGUAAUUGUAAUUGCCGAAGUGCCAAAAAAAAACCACGCAAAUGCUGCAAGCGUAAAAGCCUAUGUAAAUUGGGCUACAAAAUAAAAAUGGGCGUGGCGAGACGAUGCAUUGAGAGCAGAAAACAGCGAAGGCGAUGACGAUCGAAACCAAAUUCAUCAGGUGAGCGAGCAGCAACAACAACAACGGAUGCCCAAAUAGGUGUGCACACGUACGCAGCUCCUAAAUCACAAACAAAACAAGCCACAUUGACAUACUCACCACAAAAGCACAAAGCUGAGAUAAGAAAGUACCAGCACACCAAUUCAUGUCAAACGGAACGCACACCAAACAGUUAUCAGCGGAGCAGCGCUACUAAACACCACCAAAUCGCACACAAAAACCUAUAGAACGAUGUGGCUGCGUCAGAGCAGCGGAGGCGUUGCCUCAGCCGGACACGGCGGACCACUACGUCAGCGUCCCAUCGAUGCCGCUACGGAUUGUGAUCCGCGCGCCUGCUACGACAGCUUCUGCAAGCACUGGCAGCAGGCCUUCGAGAUCAUCCAGCACAGUGCUCCGCCCUCGCACGACGACGUCCUGGGCGUAGUGUCGCACCUGGACUACAUGGUCACCCUUUUGCUGGUCGAACUGCAUCACUGCAAUAAGGUCUCGCUGCCGGCGGCCGAGGCCAGUGGUCCGCCCGCCGCUCCCUGCCUGGAAUUCCUGCUCAGCGAGAAUCUGCUGGACAAGCUGUAUGAAUGGGCCUGCACCACCGGCCGCUAUGCCAACGCCGUGCGGCUGGAGCAGCUGAAGCUGUACGAACUGCUCGUCAGCCAUUCGCGCCACCAGUUGCUCUGCCACGAGCCCUUCCUGCGACCCCUGCUCAAGAUUCUGGCCUCCAGCCAGGGUGAGAUCUUCCCGCCCGAUCUGGAAAAGCGCCUCGUUAUCCUGCUGAACCAGCUGUGCGUGGUUCUAAUGCAGAAUGUCCAUUUGCUGGACCUUUUCUUCUUUUCCGCCCAAACGCAAGUGCAGGAGCAGAUUCUCAACGGUAGCGUGGCGGCACCCAAAAGUGGAACCACAACCAAUUUUAUUAUCUUCUCCCUGCUCAUCCCGUACGUGCAUCGCGAGGGCAGUCUUGGACACCAGGCCCGCGAUGCCCUGCUGCUCUGCAUGGCGCUCUCGCAGAAGAACUCCAACAUUGGCACGUACAUAGCCCAGUACUCCUCGAUCUGCCCCCUGCUGGUGACCGGUCUGGGUGGGCUUUACUCACGUCUGCCCAACAGCAUCGAGAUCAGCUCCAUUGACUGGCACCGGAUCACGCCGGACGAUGUGACAGAGAUCCCUGAGCUGACGCUCUUCAUGAACGCCCUCGAGUUCUGCAAUGCGGUGGUGCAGGUGGCCCACGAGAUGAUCAAGCAGCAGCUUCUGGACUUCAUGUACCAGGGCUUUAUUGUGCCCGUUCUGGGACCCGCUAUCCUCCAGACACUGAAGGGCAAACAUUUUCAGACGAACAUCGACUCGCAAAUCUCGGCCAUGUCGUACCUGGACCUGAUCCUGCGCUCCAUCACCGAACCCGGUCUGCUGAGGGCCUUCGUUCGCUUUCUGCUCGACACGGAAAAGUUCGACGGCGAGCGCAUACUGGAUGCUCUGGUCGAGCGGCUGAACUCCCCCGAUGCCAAUCUGUGCAUGGUAACUAUGGCCCUGUUUGACACCCUGCUGGGACUGCACUGCGAGGACCUAAUGCUGGAACUGCUGCUCAAGUUCAUGCUGCCGGGCAAGCAUGUGCCCAUCUCACAUCGCCACAAGAUCAACAAGAUCGAUCCGUAUCUGAACAGCAGUGAGUUCUUCCUGGAACUCUCGCCCGACGUGAUGAAGAGGGCCAGGGAUCUGGCCAGGCCCAAGAGUAUCCACGAACCGGUGGUAAGUGACCUGACGCCGCUGCCCAGUCUCCCAUCUCCAGUGAUGAGCAAGACGAUUGGAGCCAACUGGAAUUAUUAUGGAGUGCACACGGGUGAUAGUUUGUAUGCGAAUAUCCAGGCGUAUCUAUUCGAGGCCCACUGGCGAAUUGCCCAGUGCCAGAGGGAUUGCCUCAAGUGGGCGAACAGCUAUCGCUACCAAAAGUGGCCGCGUCACGGGCAGGGACGAGUUCAUGCCCACGCCUUGGAACUGGCCAGGCAGUUCUUCAGCGAAUUCGGUGGUGGAGCUAUUAUGGCCACGAACGAGACGGGUGAGAAACAGCUGGACAGUCUUCAAUCGAUUGGGGAGUCCAGCGGAUACGAAUCCUUCAAGUGGCGCCCGGCAGACGAGGAGAGCGAAGCCACUGAUACAACGCUGGCCACCACAGCCAGCGAGGCAGAUCUGGAGCACAACAGCAGCAGCAUCAGCAGCGUGUUAGGUGGAUCCGGCAAACGAGAGGCCUGGCGCAUAUCGCAAAACAAUCGCAACGAGUUGCUACUGACGGAUCUGGACUUCUCAGAGGAUUUGUUUGCGCAGGGCACCGUAAGCUUGGGUCCCUUUCUCAACGCCAUCUGGGCCAAAUUACAGACCUUCACGAGCAACUCGCUGUACGUCAAUCUUCACCUCACCGGGUUGAUCACUCGGUUGGCCUGGUAUCCUCUGCCGCUUAUCCACUCACUGCUGCUGCGCUCCGAUAUUGCCAUCACCUCGGAUACGCCCUCCUUUCACCAAGUGCUGCGCAUUCUCAAGCAACAGAUAGACGCGGAGCUGCCAGUGACGGAGGAUUCGCUGGAGAUUAUUGAUGUGGCGCGUUCCUCACUAAUUGAUCGGGAGUUCCGUUUGGCAAACGCGCGCAAGGGUAACGAGGGCUCUCCAAUGCAUCACAAUCAACAGCAGCAGAUUGCCACAAGUUCCGGGCAUCAACCGGGGCAGCUGCGAUCUACCUAUUCGACUCUUUCGGCUGCCACGCCCGUGCAGGCGACGCCCACCAGCGCAUACGAUCCGUUUAAGCGCAGCGAUAACAAGAGGCGGAGCAUCAGCAAGUCCAUAACCAGCAUGUUCAGCAGAAAGUCGACCUCCUCGUCGAUGGCACCGCCCAAUGGCUCCUCUGCUUCAUCUGGCUUAUCACAAAUUUAUGCAUUCUUCACCGGAGCUGCUUCGAAUCUGGUGGGAAGUGGUGGCGAGGGAAGAGGAUUUUCCCAGGGGCAACCAACCGCCGGGACAUGUGAGACCAGCCUUAGUACGCAGCCACAAGUGGGCGCAUUACGCACAGGAGCCACAGUGACGGCCAUAGCGGCCUCUGGCAGCAGCAGCAACAGCAGCAUCGGUGGAUCAACCCAAACCCUGUCCGCCCAAUCGAACACCACAACCCACUCGUCGAGCACCAUGCACGGCCUGGAUGGAGGACCGACCACGAGUGGCUUCAACUCCGAGCCAGUGUCCCUCGAUUCGGUGGCCUCCAUGGGAAUCAUUGCCAGCACGAGUGGCACCGAGCGAUCCCGCGACUUGGCCCUUUGUGCUGUGUUGAUGGACGAGUGGCUCAAGGAGCUGGCGGCCAUUGCGCAGGAACAGAGCGUUGUGCUGGUCACGGAGCAGGGGUCUUUAUGAUCGCUUGGAGCAAAUAGCGAUGCAUGCGCUGCUAAGACAGACGACUUGUGUAUACAUUAUUUUACGGAUUUGUUGGCCUUUGUUUGUUUUAACGAGCUACUCUUACGAAAUUAUUUCUUUUUACCUGUUAAAUUAUCGAUAUUUAUAUUUUAAACAACCAUUUUAAACGAACAAUGAACAGAUUUACAAAUUAAUGCACAUGGACUCAAAAAAAACACUCACACACGCGUUAACCAAGCUAGAAUUUAGGUUUAAAGUUGUAAGCGAACUAAGACGGUGGAUUUUAAGUGUUCAAAUGCAAUUAAAUAUUCUAAUUAACAGCCGUAUGCAAAAUUUACAACGUUUUUAGAGAGAACUAUAUAACACACAUACCAUGUACACAUAUGUAUUUUUGCAAUAUAUUUUAUGCUCUUAUGUACAUAUGCAAGAUCAAAUUACCCAAGUUAUGUAAAGCCAACUUGAAAGUAUUAAAUUGGUCCAAGUAAAUGCACAGCCAAGAAAGAUA